CCACUCCUCCCCGCCGGGAAGCACAAGCCACUCGUCGGCCGUCUUCUCCCCUCAGGAUGAGGUUCUCCGCCUUGCGCCGCCUGCUCUGGAGACCAGCGGGGCCGGCCGCCGCGGGGCCUGCGAAGAAGAGCGGCGGCGGCAGCGGCGGCGGCUCCCCUCGCAAACGGCUGCGCCCUGUGGCAGCCACUGGCCCCACGGCGCUCUUGCCCCAGCGAGGGAUGCACAGCACGCGGGGCUACUGCGAGAAGCAGCAAGGCGGCGGAGGCGCUCAAGGCUCCGCGACGAGAGAAAUAAUUGAAACCUCAAGAAAAGCCCUGAAUUUACUGAAGCUAGAACACCCUAAAUUUAAACCAACACUUUCUGUUAUACAGGUUGGCGAUGAUGGUUUGGGACAAGAAAUGAUCAGAAACGUCGCUGAAGAGGUCGGCUUGGAUAUUGUUCAUAUUUGUCUUCCCCAUGACAGCACUGAAAAUGAGGUCAUAGGUGAAAUCAUAAAACUCAAUGAGAAUCCUAAAAUUCAUGGCCUUCUCCUCCGCCUCUGUAGAGAGUCAUGCACAAGCAAAGUAUUGAAUGCUGUGAAACCAGAAAAAGAUGUGAAUGGGAUAACAGAUUUUAAUUUGGUACGAUUAGUGCAUGGAGACAUGCAUGAAUGUGUGGUUCCCCCUAUUGCCAGUGCAGUGAUCAAACUUCUGGAAAAACAAGCAUGUGCUACCCUGGAUGGGAAAAGAGUAUUACUUUUGGGUGUCCAAGGUCCUUUGGAAGUCUCCCUGCAGCGCCUUCUUCAAAGAAAAGGGGUCAUGACUAUGAGCUUGUCAUGGAAAAUGAAGCAACUCCAAACAGUGCUUCGUGAUGCUGAUAUGAUGGUCGUGGGCAGUACCAAACCUAAAGAGAUCUCGGUGGCUUGGAAAGAAUCCAAGAUCACUACUGUGGAUUGUUCACAAGGCACUUUAUUGGGACAGAAUGCUUUCCAUGAACAUCCAGCAAGGGGCAAUGAUUGCAGUCUAGGUGAGGCUGUAGAACAGCUGGCAUUGGCGAUAUGCAUGCAGAACUUGGUAAAACUCAGUGGGCGACAGAUAGCAGCCCAGCAGCCUAAGCAAUGGAAUCUCCAUUGCUUGAAGCUACAGCCUAUUUCACCUGUUCCCAGUGAUAUUGAAAUUUCCCGAGGACAGGCUCCAAAACCUGUUCAUAUUCUUGCCAAGGAGAUAGGAUUGCUCACAGAUGAAAUUGAAAUCUAUGGCCAAGCCAAAGCCAAAGUACGUCUUUCUCUGCUGGAAAGGUUAAAAGAUCAGCCAGAUGGAAAAUAUGUACUGGUUGCUGGGAUUACACCAACACCUCUUGGGGAAGGGAAGAGUACUGUGACAAUUGGCUUGGUUCAAGCACUGACAGCCCACCUUAAAAUAAACUCCUUUGCCUGCCUGAGACAGCCUUCUCAAGGACCUACUUUUGGUGUUAAAGGAGGAGCAGCAGGAGGUGGAUAUGCUCAAGUCAUCCCCAUGGAAGAGUUCAACCUUCACUUAACUGGUGAUAUUCAUGCCAUUACUGCAGCAAAUAAUUUGCUAGCUGCUGCUAUGGAUGCUAGGAUUCUACACGAGAACACUCAGUCUGAUAAGGCCUUAUAUAAUAGAUUGGUUCCAUUAGUUCAUGGAGAAAGGAAAUUUUCAGCUAUACAGCUUGCACGUAUGAAAAGGCUGGGAAUAACCAAAAUAGAUCCUGAUACGUUAACCGCAGAUGAGAUUAACAGAUUUGUGCGACUUGAUAUAGACACAUCUACAAUAACAUGGCAAAGGGUGGUGGAUACAAAUGAUAGAUUCCUCAGGAAAAUAACAAUUGGCCAAGCAAAUACAGAGAAGGGAUUUUCUCGUCAGACUCAGUUUGAUAUAGCUGUUGCAAGUGAAAUUAUGGCAAUCUUAGCGCUAACCAGUAGCCUGUCUGAUAUGAGAGAGAGACUGGGAAAAAUUGUAGUUGCUAACAACACAAAAGGGCAACCUGUGACAGCAGAAGAUUUGGGAGUAACUGGCGCUUUGGCAGUUUUGAUGAAGGAUGCAAUUAAACCAACAUUGAUGCAGACUUUGGAGGGUACCCCAGUUUUUGUGCAUGCUGGACCUUUUGCAAAUAUUGCACAUGGUAAUUCUUCAGUUUUGGCAGACAAACUUGCUCUUAAAUUGGUCAGCAAAGAAGGAUUUGUAG
This is a messenger RNA of Python bivittatus (Burmese python), 2187 nucleotides long. NCBI's taxonomy places the organism in Eukaryota, Metazoa, Chordata, Lepidosauria, Squamata, Pythonidae. The record is from RefSeq and is a predicted model, not a curated record.